This is a messenger RNA of Gossypium raimondii (Peruvian cotton), 1244 nucleotides long. RefSeq lists its product as uncharacterized. The record is from RefSeq and is a predicted model, not a curated record. Gene Ontology annotation, molecular function: hydrolase activity, acting on ester bonds. NCBI's taxonomy places the organism in Eukaryota, Viridiplantae, Streptophyta, Magnoliopsida, Malvales, Malvaceae. The transcript is spliced from 7 exons. Gene Ontology annotation, cellular component: chloroplast. Bases 157 to 1080 code for a protein of 307 amino acids.
UGCUCUACGUAUUUUAACCAUCCAGAACCUUUGGUGGAUAUCCUGCCAAGUAUCAGUUAAAAGAAGACCUUCAUAGUAUUUGUUACAACGGCAAAUGUCACAAACACAGUUAACAGUACAAGCCAGUGGAGAACAAGUCCAUAACUUGUGGAUAGCAUGGCUUUGGGUUUGCCACCACUCAAUUUCAAACCCCAUUGUUCCUCCACUUCCACCUUCUCAUCUUCUUCAACCAACUACCGCCCUGCCGUCAUCCUUCCUGGGUUAGGGAAUAAUACAGGUGACUAUAAGAAGUUGGAGUUCACCUUGCAAGAGUAUGGAGUGCCCACCGUUGUUGCUAAGGUUUCAAGAAUUGAUUGGCUGAGGAAUGCAGCUGGCUUGGUGGACCCUAACUACUGGAAAGGCACUUUGCAGCCUAGGCCUGUUCUCGACUGGUAUUUGAAGAGGGUUGAUGAUGCAGUUCAAGAAGCAGAGGAAUUGGCACAAGGUGGGAAAUUGUCAGUGAUUGGCCACUCAGCUGGAGGGUGGCUAGCUCGUGUUUACAUGGAAGAAUUUGGACUCUCCCACAUCUCCUUGCUUCUCACUCUUGGUACUCCCCACUUGCCUCCUCCGAAAGGUUUGCCAGGGGUCAUUGAUCAAACAAGGGGCCUACUAUAUUAUGUUCAACAACACUGCAAAAAAGCCGUUUAUACUCCUGAGUUGAAAUAUGUAUGCAUUGCAGGGAGGUAUCUUCAGGGGGCUCGUUUUGUUAACGACUCAAAAGUGGCAGUUGAGUCUAUGGCCACCAUUGAUGAUGACCAACAAGUAUCAGAUGUUGCUGUUGUGAAAAAUAAGACAGAUUCAACCCCUGUUUCCACAACCUUCCAAGCUCGGUUUGUUGGCCAAGGGUACAAACAGGUUUGUGGGGAGGCAGAUGUUUGGGGUGAUGGAGUUGUGCCAGAAGUAUCGGCUCACUUAGAGGGAGCCCUUAAUAUAAGCUUGGAUGGAGUGUACCACUCACCUGUUGGUUCAGAUGAUGUAUCAAGACCAUGGUAUGGUUCUCCCGCAGUUGUAGAGCAAUGGAUUCAUCAUCUCCUCAACUGAUCAAGUCUGAGAGAAUAUACACAUAAAUAUAUAUUAUCUCUUCAUGUAAUCUUUGAUUUGUUGAUGAACUUCUCGUACCUAAUAACCUGCAUUAGUUUGAACUUCAAUAUAUGCAAGAGCAAGGUUCACUGCACUGGAAGGCAGUUGAAAUUCAAAACGAACAA